This is a messenger RNA of Macrosiphum euphorbiae (potato aphid), 552 nucleotides long. The record is from the annotation of a GenBank genome assembly. Lineage: Eukaryota; Metazoa; Arthropoda; Insecta; Hemiptera; Aphididae.
AUGCUAGUAGAUAGCAUUCAUGCUACUAUUGAACGGUUCAUUAAAAAAACUACUGUAUGGGCACCUAGUGAAUGGCCACCAAUAAUAAAGAAUGCUAGAACAAAUCCCAGACCUUUAGAAGUAAUUGAAUUAAAAUCAACAGAUUUUUUGGAUUGGAAACAGUUUUCUACUUUUUUUCCUAAAAUAUUAAAAACAGAAACUGGUGAAAGAGUAAUGAACUCUAAAUUGAGGUCAUUAUUAUUCAUAAAAAAAGAUGAAGAUGUAGAUAUAUUGAUUUUUGAAUCUUAUAAAUUUGAAGAAUGUCCUAAAAAACUACAUGUCAUCAAAAAAAGAGAGAGAUUUGCACAAACACCAACAUUGCCAAACAAAUCCUAUGAAAGAAAACUACCCAUUUCAUCUGCUAAAUUCAAAGAUUUGUCGGAUUUGUGUAAGAAUGGUAUUAUCCCAGAAAAAUUUCAUGCAGAGUACUAUGGUAUGAAUUCUAGUGAGACAAUUAGAGACUGUCUUGACGAGUCUGAUAUUGAAGAUUCUAAUGUUUCUGAUGACUAUUAG